Ilex paraguariensis (yerba mate) is the source of this 1161-nucleotide messenger RNA. NCBI's taxonomy places the organism in Eukaryota, Viridiplantae, Streptophyta, Magnoliopsida, Aquifoliales, Aquifoliaceae. The record is from the annotation of a GenBank genome assembly.
AUGAAGCGCUCUUUGCGGCCACUAUUCAGCUUAUUGCUGUUCAUUGUCGUCGCCGCCACUCUCACCUGUAGAGUCAUGCUCCGCCGUGACUCAUUUCAGCUCGAAAACGACAAACCAUUGGUCCAAAAGCCCACAAAAUCAGUACUCAACGCGACCCUUCUCAAGUUCGCCGCCAUUGACAUAGGGGAACCCCAGUUGAAGAAAGAAAUGGAACUCUUAUUGGAAGGUAGGUUCGAAAAAAAUGGCCGCCAGAGGUCAUUCUUGUCCUCUGAUAGAUAUCCUAUUGAUAUUCGGGCUAGAUCAGCUAGAGGCAUGCCGGUACAGCUCCAGUCACCGCAGUUUUACAGACUAUGGUUGGAUUUUAGGAGGUAUUUACAAGAUUGGUCAAGAAAUAGAAGGUUUCAAUCUGAUAUUAUGUUGGAUUUGCCUAAUUUAGUGAAGGGUCCAAUUGAUAAUUUCAGUGGAGCAAAGGGUGUUGGGGGAAAAUAUAGGACUUGUGCUGUUGUGGGAAAUAGUGGGAUUUUGUUGAAGACUGAGAAUGGGGAGUUAAUUGAUAGCCAUGAUGUGGUGAUUAGGCUAAACAAUGCCAGGAUAGGGAGUUUCGAGCGCAAUGUGGGUUCAAAAACUAGUAUUUCGUUUGUUAAUAGUAAUAUUUUGCAUUUCUGUGCUCGAAGGGGAGGUUGCUUUUGCCAUCCAUACGGGGCAGAUGUACCAAUUGUUAUGUAUAUAUGUCAACCAAAGCAUUUCUUGGAUUAUACUUUGUGUAAUUCUUCACAUAGAGCACCUUUGGUUGUCACUGAUCCACGGUUUGAUGUGUUGUGUUCGAGGAUUACGAAGUAUUAUUCAUUGAAACGGUUUGUGGAGGUGACAGGGAAGGAUAUUGAAGGGUGGCCAUCUGCCCAUGAUGGGCUGAAUUUCCAUUACUCUUCAGGUAUGCAGGCUGUUAUGCUUGCUGUGGGGAUUUGUGAGAAAGUAAGUAUUUUUGGGUUUGGGAAGUCAGAUUUGGCUAAGCAUCAUUACCAUACUAAUCAGAAAGGUGAGCUAAUGUUACAUGAUUAUGAGGCGGAGUACGAUUUUUAUCAUGAUUUGGUGGAGACACCACAGGUAAUACCAUUUAUCUCCGGCAAGUUCAAGUUUCCUCCUGUUGUUAUGUAUCAAUGA